ACGACUAUAGGGCUAGGCCGGCCAUCAGUAUCUCGUGGUGCUCUACUUUUGGUGGAGCUCAAUUUUUAAAAUUAUAACUACUUACCUGUUUUGAAGCGCAGUUGCGUGGCUUCAGAGCUAACGAUAUUAUAAAACAACGACAUCGAUUCAAAAAAAAAGAACCAAAAUAAAAAUAAACGUUAUUGACGGACGCUAAAGGAUUACUUUCGGUUUCGUUUCGCAAUUGUUACGUAAUCUAAGUGAAUAUCUGAAAGUGAACAUUUCAACAUUCAAAAACAUAAAAAAAGGAUAAACCAGGAUUAGGCUUUAUUGCCAUUCAAAGACUAUCCGUAGUGUGUGUGUGUUAAACAUAGAGUGUGAAAAUGAAGAAAUUCAUCACACUUCUAUGCGCUCUCAGCUUAAAUCUUGCUAGCUCAACAGAACUUCCUGCACAAUUACCACCAUGUGUGCAUGCCGGCUACUCAUACCCAGCUCCGGAGGUGAAAUUCUCUAUUGGACCAGCGAUUAGUUCACUUAAAUUAUCGCCCGCAGUUUCAACUUACUCAGAAGGUGGCAGCGUUAAAUAUGCGUCAGUGGGAGAGUCUGGAAGUAGCUAUGAGUCAUCACAAGGCUACUCAGGCUAUUCCUCUGGCGGAGGAUCAGUCAAAAUCGAAGGCCUACAGCCAGGAGUAAAAUUAUCAUCAUAUUCACCAGCAGUCACAUAUGCCAAACCUGAUGGCAUUAGUUACGCCGAUCAAUCGCCAGCUUCAAAAUACGCUGGUAUUAACCCAUCGGGUAUAGCUGUAUCGAACUACAUUGCUCCAGCUGUAAGUAAGACUGUUUACACAGCUCCAGCUCUGACUAAAAUAUCAACAGGACCUGCUUAUAUCCCACCAUCUGGAUCAUAUGUCACUUCAGGCAUUUCGAAGGCUUCAGGUGCGUAUCUUCCUCCGGCACCAGCAAUAACAUACUCUCAGCCUGCUAUCGCCAAAGUAGCGUACACAGCUCCAGCACUUACGAAAUACUCAUCUUCAGCGGGCUUAUCAACAUCUUACAUCUCGAGCCCGGGAUCAGUGCAAAAGGUUGCUACCUUUUCGUCUCCUGGCUACUCCUACUCACAAGCCACACCAGCGGUUUCAAAAAUAGCCACGUAUUCAUCGCCUGCCAUUUCUUAUGGACCAAGUCUGUCGAAAGUCGCCACAUACUCCUCACCUGGCUAUUCGUAUUCAAGUGCUUCUCCGGCGGUUUCCAAAAUAGAAACUUAUUCCUCUCCCGGAUAUUCCUACUCCCAAGCUGGACCAGCAAUUUCAAAGUUAGCUACUAUUUCCUCACCGGGUUACUCUUAUUCAGCUCCAGCUAUUGGUAAGAUAGCUUAUUCUUCUGCCGGCGAUGUCUCGCACCAGUAUAUUUCAGGAGGAUCGAAGUUGGCAGUGUCGGCGUACGCCCCUGCAAUCUCGUAUGGAGCCCCAGCAGUUUUAAAGGCUUCGUCAUACUCAAGCCCGGCUUCGUAUUCGUAUGCGGCGCAGCCUAUUGUGGCAAAAUAUGCUCAAGCUACGCCAUUGCAAUCGUAUUCAUAUGCUCCAGCAGUGUCGUCCUCGUAUUUAUCUGGAGGCUCAAAAAUUGCUUACGCUGCCCCAGCAGUAGCAAAGGUGGCCUCAUAUGCGGCUCCAGCUGUGGCUUAUUCUGCAGGAGCGGGACAUGCAACAUCAAGCCAAUAUAUCUCGGCGCCAGCUAGAAUCGCAACUUACUCUGCGCCGGCCGUAGCAAAGGUGGCAGCGUAUGCUGCCCCAGCAGUAACUUAUUCAGCAGGAGCGGGACAUGCAACAUCAAGUCAAUAUAUCUCUGCGCCAGCUAGAAUCGCGACUUACUCUGCCCCGGCAGUGGCAAAGGUGGCUACAUAUGCGGCUCCAGCAGUGGCUUAUUCAGCAGGAGUGGGACAUGCGACGUCGAGUCAAUAUAUUUCAGCCCCAGCUAAAAUCGCAACUUACUCUGCACCUGCAAUAGCAAAGGUAGCGUCAUAUGCGGCUCCAUCCAUAUCUUAUUCGACAGGUUCAGGACAUGCUACUUCCAGUCAAUAUAUUUCCGCACCAGCUAAAAUUGCAUAUGCUGCUCCAGCUGUGAGCAAAAUAGCAACUUAUGCAGCUCCAGCUAUUUCAGCCCAAUACCUUCCGGCACCAGCUAAAGUGGCUUAUUCAGCUGCUCCAGCGGUGAGCUACUCGUCUGGACAUGCAGUCUCCUCGCAAUACAUUUCGGCUCCUUCCAAGAUUGGUUAUGCAUCUCAGGGGUUAUCGAAAAUAGCAUCUUAUUCUUUACCAGCACCUGUUCUGACCGCAGGACAUGCUGCCGCAGGCCAGUACAUUUCUGGUGGUGCCAAAAUUGCCUAUGCCGCCCCUGCUGUGGCAAAAAUUGCAACCCCAGUCGUUGCUACGCAGUACGUUUCAGCACCUGCAAAGAUCGGCUAUGCAGCCCCAUCUCUUGGAUAUUCAUCGGGACACGCAGUGUCUUCGCAGUACAUAUCAGCACCAUCGAAAAUCGGAUAUUCUGCCCCAUCUACUUCUUACAUAUCUGCACCAGCUAAGGUGGCAUAUGCUGCCCCAGCCGUUGCAUCGUACGCUGCUCCGGCAGUAGCAAGUCAGUAUAUUUCAUCGGGAGCCAAGAUUGGAUAUUCUACUGGACCAGCGUUGGCAAAGGUUGCAACAUAUUCUUCAGCUCCUGCGGUAUCAUCCCAAUACAUUUCAGCACCGUCAAAAAUUGCCAUUGGUGCACCAGCUGUCGCAAAAAUUGCAACUUAUUCAGCUCCGGUGGUUACAAAGCUUGCAGCUUAUCCCGCACCUUCAGUAUCUUAUUCAUCAGGACACGCAGUAUCUUCGCAAUACAUAUCUGCCCCAGCUAAGGUCGCCUAUGCAGCUCCCGCAGUUGCCAAAAUUGCAACAACGCCGCUCGUUGCAACUCAAUAUUUAUCAUCUGCUGGCCAUUCGGCUUCCUAUUCUGGAGCAUCUUUGGGAAAAAUCGCAACCUACUCUUCAGCUCCCGCUGUUUCAUCGCAAUACGUAUCUGCUCCAUUGAGGUCACACGCUUACGGCGGAGCAGCUUUGGGCAAAAUUGCAACGUAUUCCUCCCCGGCGAUAUCGGGUUACUCGUCAGGACCUGUCGUAUCCAAGAUUGCUUCAUACGCAUCACCUGCUAUAGCCUCGUACUCAACGGGACCUGCUUAUUCAACUGGAAUUGCCAAGGGUGGUGCUGGUAUUGGAAUCAUUCAGUCAGGAGGGGCUUAUUCCAAGUCUGCUGGAUACACUUAUUCCACCGGACACGGUUCUGUUGGCGGCAUAGGUACAAUCGCUGGUCCUGCUGUAUAUCAGUCUGGCCUUGCAUUGGGAAAAGUAGCAGGCUAUAGCUCUCCAGGAUCUGUUUCGUAUCACGGAAGUGGAAGCGCUGGAAUAGGCAAACUAGUUUCUUCAGGAAUUGCAGUAGGUAAAAUUGGAGCAUAUACCACGGGACCAGCUAUUGGUGGAAUUCAUGGCGGUCAAAUAGGUGGUAUUAGUGGCAUUGGAGGCAUUGGAGUGGCUGGUGGUGUGAUAGGAAAAUAUGGUGCUAUCAGUUUAGGACAUUCUUCUGUCUCUCCAUCGAUUACAUAUCAUGGUGCUUUAGCUCAAGCUGCUGGAAGAAGUGGCACGGGACUUGGUCAUGCUCUAAGGGGUGGUGGAGGUGGAUUAGGAGUUGGGGCAGUUAAAGUUGGUGCAAUAGGAGUUGGAUCAUUGGGUAUUGGUGCAUUAGGGGUUGGUCCAUUGGGAGUUGGGGCACAUGGACCAGGAGUACACGGAGCUGAUGCCUAUGGCCGACCAUUCUUUAGAUAUGCCCUUGGGGCACCUUCAGUUGCAUCUUAUGCAGCUGCACCUGCCGCAUAUGUGAAAGCAGUGCCCACUGCUGUCGUCAAGCCAGUUAUUUCCAAACACCUAGAAUAUUACAACGAUCACGCAAGAUAUGCGUUCGAGUAUGGAGUAAACGAUCCCAGUACUGGUGAUAUUAAACAUCAAAAGGAAGAACGUGACGGUGAUGUUGUGAAAGGUGAAUACUCCUUAGUGGAACCAGAUGGAAAUGUUCGUACAGUCAAAUACUACGCCGAUUGGGAAACUGGAUUCCAUGCUGAAGUAAUUAAUAGCCGAGAUGCGAAAGUUAUUGCAAAACGGAAUACGAGAAAAGCUUAAAUUUUAAUGUUUUUUAAAAACGCGUUUUUCUUGUUUUAAUUUUUUGGAUAUAUUAACUUAAACAAAAUUAUUAGUUCUUUUAAUAUAAUAAUAUUAUAAUUUAUGUUUUGACAAAAAAAUGCAUAUCCGGUCGAAAGAUAAUAAUUUAAACAGAAAAAAAAUACUCGUAGAAUAAUUUUCACAUCUCAUAUAAAUGAUCGCUUUUGUCACCAGCUCUUCUAUUUUUUUAUAUAAUUAUAUCAUCGUGAAUGCUCAUAAAAUUAUUUGUAAUGAAAUGUAAAUAAUAUUUAUUUAAAACAAAAACAUAAAAAUGAGAAAAAAAUGCAAAAUAAUGGCAAUCUUGUUAUUAGUUUAAAAAUAAGGAAGAUAAUGUUACAUGUACAUGGAUGUUUUACCAUGCGGUGGGGAACAUAUUGAAAUGUAUUGAAUGUGUAAAACUUUUGCAAAACAAAAAACACAUUUUGAAAAGAAAUAAUAUUUUAUUGUUAAUAUUAAUAUUUUUUUUUAAAUGUGAUAAAAAAAGUGUCUUGCGUCAUAAAUUUGUAUAAAUGAAAAAUCACGACACAAUAAAUUAAAAUGUAAAAGAUAUCAUAAUAAUAA
Messenger RNA from Eupeodes corollae, 4784 nucleotides. RefSeq names its product elastin-like. Lineage: Eukaryota; Metazoa; Arthropoda; Insecta; Diptera; Syrphidae. The record is from RefSeq and is a predicted model, not a curated record. Bases 363 to 4184 code for a protein of 1273 amino acids. The transcript is spliced from 3 exons. Gene Ontology annotation, cellular component: extracellular matrix.